AUGCCGGUGGUUGUGGUCAACGGAGACUCGGAUUUCGAUAGAAAGUUUUCAGCGGCAAAUGGGAAGGCUGUGUUUGUGGACUUCACUGCUUCCUGGUGCGGCCCUUGCAAGUAUAUUGCUCCAAUCUUCGCUGAUCUAGCCAACCAAUACAAAGGCUCUGUGUUUUUGAAAGUCGAUGUAGAUGAAUGCCGUGGAACCGCUGCCACAUAUGGAGUCAACGCUAUGCCAACCUUUAUUGCAUUCGUCAAUGGACAGAAGAAGGAAACACUUCAAGGCGCCGAUGAGAGUGGACUGAGAAGCAUGUGUUCCAAAUACGGUUCUACAAGUUCUGCCUGGUCAGGAUCCGGUCAGCGUCUCUCUUCCACCGCUGGCUCUUCUACUGGAGCCACCACAGGAUCUACUGCUCCACCACAAAGAGCUGCUGCUCCAGCUGGACCAACUCCUCUUGAGCCAAUUCUUCAAUUUGCCGAUGUCAUCAACCAACGUCUCAAUGGAUUGGGAAUCCCUAACUUGGACGCUGGUGGCUUCCAAAUUCAACCAUUCCAUAUGGCUCUUGGCCUUAUUUUGCUGUUCUUCUUCGGACCGUUCGGUGCUCUGAUCGCUUUGGCCAUUUGCUUCUUCACUCAACAACGAGGUGGAGCUCCAGGACAACCACGUGGCGCUGCUCCAGGAGGAGCAGGAGGAGGAGGAGGAGGUGCCAACCGUCAGCAACCACCACCAAGAGCAGUAUUCGGAGGAUCUGGACAACGACUAGGAGGCAACUAA
Messenger RNA from Caenorhabditis briggsae, 765 nucleotides. Lineage: Eukaryota; Metazoa; Nematoda; Chromadorea; Rhabditida; Rhabditidae. Bases 1 to 765 code for a protein of 254 amino acids. The transcript is spliced from 2 exons. The record is from RefSeq and is a predicted model, not a curated record.